Etheostoma spectabile (orangethroat darter) is the source of this 1518-nucleotide messenger RNA. Its product is annotated as GTPase IMAP family member 4-like. The transcript has 2 exons. Bases 215 to 1270 code for a protein of 351 amino acids. NCBI's taxonomy places the organism in Eukaryota, Metazoa, Chordata, Actinopteri, Perciformes, Percidae. The record is from RefSeq and is a predicted model, not a curated record. Gene Ontology annotation, molecular function: GTP binding.
GCACUUUUUGCUUUGUGCAGCAUCAUCUUGUUAAUAAUUGGGGAGGGCCAAGUACCAUAUACAUCUUUAGUUACACUUCCACUGUGUGCAGGUAUUUAAGGGAGUGGUCUGGUUCUUAUAAAGAGGGUUUCUAAAGGAGCUGCAGCAGACACUCUGAUCUCUGUCUUUACUCCAGCUGCAGCAUCUACUCCAGACUCUUCAACCAGAACUAAACAUGGCCAGCAACUCUGGUUUGAUCAGAAACAAUGAGGAAAUGAGGAUAGUGAUGGUGGGGAAGACUGGGAGUGGGAAAAGUGCGACUGGAAACACCAUUCUGGGACGAGAGUGCUUUGAGUCAGAGUUCAGUGCAGAGUCUGUAACUACCGACUGUUCCAAGGGCAAAGCCGUGGUGGACGGGCAACAGGUGGCUGUUAUCGACACCCCAGGCCUGUUUGACACCAGGUUUGACAAAGAUAAAACAACUAAAGAUAUAAGCCAGUGCAUCUCUUACGCUGCUCCUGGACCCCAUGUGUUCCUGGUGGUCAUCCAGCUGGGCAGAUUCACUCCAGAGGAAAAGCAGACAGUGCAAUGGAUUCAAGACAUCUUUGGACAGGCUGCAGACAGAUACAGCAUGGUCCUCUUCACUCAUGGGGACAAUCUUAAAAAAAAAACUAUUGAAGACUUCUUGAAGGGUUCCCCAGACCUGCAAGAACUCGUGACCAGAUGUAAUGGCCAGUACCAUGUCUUCAAUAAUGAGCUGACGGAUCGCUCUCAGGUCACUGAGCUGCUCCAGAAGAUCAGAAGUUUGACCCAGAAGAACGGAGGAAGCCACUACACAAACCAGAUGUUCCAAGAGGCUGAGAGGGUCCUCGAAGAGGAGAAACAACGCAUCCUGAAAGAGAAAGAAGAGAAAAUACGCAAAGAACAACAGGAAAUAGAGAGAAAACUUCAGGAAAAAUAUGAAGAACAGAUGAAGAAAAUGAAGGAAGAACUUCAGGCUGAGAGGGAGGAGGGAGAGGAGGAGAGGAAGAAGGAGAUUGAAAACCAGAUGAAUAAAAUGAAGGAACAGCAUGACAUACAACUGAGAGAGGAAAUAGAAAAGUUAAAGAACCAACAUGAAGGUGAUGCCAGAAAGGAAGCUGAGGGGUCUCUGUGGGAGAUAGUUGAAGCAUUAAUACCAUUUGUACCUCUAGUAAAAGCAGUUGCAAAAUUCUUCAUCCAAUCAUCCUCUCACCCUGCCAUCAAGUGGCCUCUGGCAUCAUUAGGAUAUAGACCAGGAGAUACUCCAUAAUGGAAGUUAUCAUUUUACUAUACAGGAUAUAUUAACAAUGUUCUUUUUUUCUGCUGUUUUUUGUCAGAUUUACAUGAAUGUAUCGUUACGUUAUUUGAUUUUGUUCCUGUUCCUUACAUGGGUUAUAUUGAUAAUUAAUGUCAUCAAGAAGAAGUUCUCUAUGAGCUAAUGUGCUACACUGAACAAGAAAUGAAGAUGUGAUAUUAAGACAACAUCUUGGUUGGAGUAAUAAUAAUAAAUCAAAUAAU